UCAAAACUCAAUCAGCAAGGCUUGAAGUUCUCAACCAAAAACCAUCGUUCUCUAUCUCGAAGAAAUUUCUCUCAAUUCUCACUUUGGACACAGAAAAAUGUCAGAUUCCUCAGUUGCAGCUCGUGGUCGUUUGGCAGUGCUCUCCGCUCAUCUGGCGGCGGCUGCUUCUCUUGUCUGCUCCGACGAACCUUAUUCCGCCGUCCUCGAGCCAUACUUCGUCUCAUCUCAGACCAUGGUCCCAUCUCUCCCUAACCUUAAGGGCGCCUUAACCGUCGUCGACGAUCGCACAGGCAAAAGUUACCAGAUUAAGGUCUCCCCUGAAGGCACCGUGAAGGCCACUGAUCUAAAAAAGAUCACUACAGGAAAGAAUGACAAGGGGCUCAAACUUUAUGAUCCAGGCUACCUCAACACAGCUCCUGUACGUUCGUCCAUUUGUUACAUUGAUGGGGAUGAGGGCAUCCUCAGAUAUAGAGGCUACCCAAUUGAAGAGCUGGCCGAGAGUAGUACCUAUUUGGAAGUUGCCUACCUUUUGAUGUAUGGAAAUUUGCCAUCAGCGAGUCAGUUAGCAGACUGGGAAUUUGCUGUUUCUCAGCAUUCAGCUGUGCCACAAGGAGUUCUGGAUAUCAUACAAUCAAUGCCACAUGAUGCACAUCCAAUGGGUGUACUUGUCAGUGCAAUGAGUGCUCUUUCUGUCUUUCAUCCAGAUGCCAACCCUGCUCUAAGAGGCCAGGAUCUUUACCAGUCAAAACAAGUGAGAGAGAAGCAAAUUGUACGCAUUUUUGGAAAGGCGCCAACCAUUGCCGCAGCAGCUUAUUUAAGAAUGGCUGGAAGACCUGCAGUUCUUCCUUCCAAUAACCUUUCUUAUGCGGAGAACUUUCUCUACAUGCUAGAUUCAUUGGGCAAUAGGUCUUAUAAACCUAAUCCUCGGCUGGCUCGAGUUUUAGAUGUUCUCUUCAUACUGCAUGCGGAACAUGAAAUGAACUGCUCUACAGCUGCCGCCCGGCAUCUUGCAUCAAGUGGUGUUGAUGUGUACACUGCCCUUGCUGGAGCGGUCGGAGCUCUGUACGGUCCUCUUCAUGGUGGAGCAAAUGAGGCUGUGCUUAAGAUGCUGAGUGAAAUUGGAUCGAUUGAAAAUAUUCCAGACUUCAUUGAGGGUGUGAAAAACAGGAAGCGAAAGAUGUCAGGUUUUGGCCAUCGAGUGUACAAAAACUAUGAUCCAAGAGCAAAGGUCAUAAGGAAACUUGCAGAGGAAGUAUUUUCUAUUGUUGGCCGUGAUCCUCUUAUUGAGGUGGCCGUUGCUUUGGAGAAGGCUGCACUAUCUGAUGAGUAUUUUAUUAAAAGGAAGCUAUAUCCAAAUGUCGAUUUUUACUCUGGUUUGAUAUAUAGGGCAAUGGGUUUCCCAACAGAGUUCUUUCCUGUUUUAUUUGCGAUUCCUCGAAUGGCUGGGUACUUGGCACACUGGUGUGAAUCUUUGGAUGAUCCUGAUACAAAGAUAAUGAGACCACAGCAGGUUUAUACUGGAGUGUGGCUGCAACAUUAUAUGCCGCUCAAGGAACGGAUGGCAUCAACAGAUGCGGAUAGGCGUGGUCAGGUGUCCAUUUCAAAUGCCAGUAGGAGGCGUCUGUCUGGAUCUGGGGCGUAGGAUUCAUAAUUAUUCUAUUAGAGGAGGGGGGAAAGAGAAAUAAAUGAUGAUUAUAUCAAAUAAGAAAUAGGCACACAACAUUGUAUGUUGCCUGCUUGGAAUGUUUUCAGCUGUAGCAGUUCCAUUACAUUCGCUUUUAGAUAAGUUGCUGCACAAUUGACAGCACUAUUUGCGACUCUGGUGCUUUCUUGGGAUGUUGAGUUUUAUUUGCAGUAGUUAGUCCAUAUUCAAUACAACUUUCUUUGUAAUCCAUACCGUGUACUUUCCCUAACGAUCAUAAAUUGUUAUAAUAAUAAAAUUUGUGAAAAAAA
Molecule: messenger RNA, 1953 nt
Organism: Tripterygium wilfordii
Lineage: Eukaryota; Viridiplantae; Streptophyta; Magnoliopsida; Celastrales; Celastraceae
Product: citrate synthase, glyoxysomal-like
Exons: 13
Coding region: 98-1642 (514 amino acids)
Biological process (GO): carbohydrate metabolic process; tricarboxylic acid cycle
Cellular component (GO): mitochondrial matrix
Source: RefSeq, a predicted model, not a curated record